Aspergillus mulundensis is the source of this 1317-nucleotide messenger RNA. RefSeq names its product putative C2H2 finger domain protein. NCBI's taxonomy places the organism in Eukaryota, Fungi, Ascomycota, Eurotiomycetes, Eurotiales, Aspergillaceae. Gene Ontology annotation, molecular function: chromatin insulator sequence binding. The record is from RefSeq and is a predicted model, not a curated record. Gene Ontology annotation, cellular component: chromosome. Bases 1 to 1317 code for a protein of 438 amino acids. The transcript has 3 exons. Gene Ontology annotation, biological process: regulation of transcription by RNA polymerase II.
AUGGCCACUCCCGCCAAACACAAGCCUAGCGUCGAACCGCCUCCUCCCAGAAUCAAGUGCAGCUACGCGGGCUGCAACUUCUUCUUCCAAACCGACAAGGACAUGAAGAAGCACAAAGCCACCUUCCCCGAACACGACUAUUGCAACAAGUGCGACAUCGACUUUGAGACCGAAGAGCACCUCCUCAUCCACAAGAUCAAGAGCAAGAAACACAUCGUCUGUCCGAUCUGCAACAUUGACUUUGGCAGCGAGGGCGGCCGUGACCGUCACAUCCGUCAGUUCCACCGUACCACGCAGAACCUUACCUGCAACGGAUGCACCGACACCUUCCGCAGCGCCGCAGGGCUCAUGCGGCACAUCGAAAACGGCGAAUGCCACGAGAUUCCCGCGAAUCGACUUCUCGCCGAGCAGCAGAAGAAACUCUUGCGCAAGGAGGUUUUUGAGUUCUCCGCGCCCCCGGUGACUCCCUCACUCGUCGACGCAGACGAAGAUGAGGACGGUGGCGUGCAGCUCCAUAUGAACCGCUCCGAGAUGAACCGCGAGGCAAUGGCAAACCAACCCGGCAAUCUCAUGGACCAAAACAACAACGACGAUAACCUCAUUGACCGCCACUGGCCGAAGCUAGGAUUAGGCAAGACAGGCUUGGAAGACGCAAUGGGCGAACUAAUGAACUUCUCGACUGCGUCAGCUCAGAGCGGAAACAAGGAAAACGAGCGUAACAAGGAGAAUGUCGGCUGGAGCGACAGAGGACAUGACCAUGUCUUUCCCGGUUCAGCGUCUGCCCUGGGCUCUGCGUCUGAAUCUGCGGCGGGUACCGCCUCCCUUAUUGAAGGCGAGACCCUGUCUGGGACUGGCACCGGCACCGGCACUGGCUCGACCCUUGGUCCUCCUGCUCCCUUCCGUGCCUCCAAUAUGGGUAUGCUGCUCUCCCAGAUCUACCAGGACUGGAACCCGAAUAAUUACCUUGACGAGUUAACCGGGGAGUACGUCUGCGCGUGCGGAAAACGCUGCGGGACGAAAGACGGUUUUGAGAAGCACGUACUCGCCAAGAGCAAGGGUUCUCGCAGGAUGUUGUGCCCUGGCUGCUUCAAGACCUUCAAGUCUACCGCCGCCAUCAUCGCGCACUGGGAAUCGCCUUCUCUGAAGUGCAACCUGAGCGAGGAGAACCUAUAUGCGCAGAUCAUGGACGAGGUCAGUGGCGGCAUGAUUCAGAUUAACGGGUACAACGAGGACGGAACGUUGAAGUAUGAGGCUGGCAAGUUGGAGCUGCGCAAGACCACGACUGUCGGUGUGGAUCUGGAGAAAGUCCGUUGGUGA